AUUUCACAAAAGCAAGACUGGAUGAUGUACAGUGUCUAUCUCCUUUUAUUUAUUCUGACUUUACGGACAGAUGGAUUUACCUUGGGCGAUGUGCAGUGCAACUAUGUUUUCGAGCAGAAAUGCCGCGGAGACGCGAGUAACUACAACUUGGUUACUUAUGAUUCCUCAGUUAUUAAUUAUUGUUCGGUCGAAGAUGUUCCUGCUGAGAUCAACUUCACUGUGAUACCUGCUGAAGGAGGGGAAUGGACAGAUUUCCUCAGGAUUGAUUUUGAGGCUCCUAAGACGGAGUGUGGAUAUGGAGUCGCCUUAUUGGUCGAGCCGUCCAUCAAGGAUGAAAGAGAAUGUUUACGGUAUAAGUUCGAAAAAGCUGAGGAUAUCAGCAGAAAAAUACAUACCAUAGAGAGGUCUUUGUGUGUUCUCGCAAAUAAUUCUAAUCAACUUGUAAGAUAUAAUGAUAAUUCAACAGCAUCCUUGUGCAAGGAUAAUAUUUCGCUGGAGUUCUAUUACAUAUUCACAGGAUGCUACGCACUUCGGUUUCAUAUCGGUAGACAAAGAUACAUAAUAAGGGGCCAUACAUUUUUGAAUACUACUUAUAAGCGUGUGGAAGUUGCGGAACCGGAGUUCACCUGUAAAUACGACGUAUAUCGUACUUUUGAUCAAAGACAUGAAAUAACAAAUUUCACAUUGGACGCUUCGUUAUCGGCAGAUACAGGAUUAUUACUUAAAGUGGGAUUAAUAUCGGAUCCUAAUAAGACUGCGCCUUGCACCUGGGGUGAAAAGCCUAUGCGUAUGUGGAAAGUUGACCUGGAGGCAUCGGAAAAUCCUAAUUGCAAUAUAAAUAUGAUGCGGGGAAACGGGAAGACUGUGCAGUGCAAUUAUCAAGUACAAAAUAUACAAACAGCAAGUUAUUGUUUCGUACUGUUCGUAAUCGACGAACGGUGUCACGAAAACACUAUCUGGAAGCCGCCGAUGUCGUCACCGGUGAACAAAAAUAUAACGUGCACGUGGUUGAAGCGUUGCACCAGAACCUUCGAAGACUCGCAGCACGUUGAGACCGUAACGAAGUCGACUAAGACGCAGCACACAAGCUCGUAUCUGUUGUUGCCGAUCAUUGCGAUCGUAUUGGUCGUAUUGGUGAUAGUUGUGACGUUAUAUUUCAUGCAUUAUUUGCGCAUUCGCAACGAGGGGGUCAAUCUGUACGUGAAUCCGCAACAGGAUGACUUCACGAAUCCCAGCUGCCUCAAGUCCGUCGACUUCGACAUCGUUGAGAACAACGACAACGAGAAGGUUAUCGAUCGUGACAAUCUCACAUACGACGACAUCGUUCUCCUAUACACCAAAAGCUCGGUGUCUUUUAUGGCGAUGAUGAAGGACUUUCGCGAGAUGCUUACCAAAAUGUGUUCCUGCACCGUGCAUGACUGGCACGACGGCGCUGAAUGGAAUGAUGUAGCUAGGGUCGGCGCUGUUUUAUGGUUCACCGAAUUGCUUGACAGCGGAUGCCGCGUUAUUUGGAUAGAUAUGCCGGCCACAAGAUCCGUGGUUAUAUCAAACCCGAGGGCGAGCGACACGAACUUGAAUAAGCUCAGCAAAUAUGAGAUAGGCGACUUCCGCGACGUGGCGUUUCCCGUGGUACUUGAAUCGGCAAAACGCAAUAUGAAGGAUCUCAUGUUUCAGUACCGCAAACACUUCGUCGUGAGAUUCGAAGGCCUGGAAAGCCUGGAGAAUCUGAACGAUCCGUUCCUGGAGCUCUCGCCGCACGCGCGUUACCUCAUGCCGCAGCAUUUUGCGCAGUUAUGCUCGGACCUGUCGGCGACGAAACCAGCGGGCACGAGAUACGAGAUGAAGGCGGAGGAGGAUCUCCUGCAGCAGCGCUUGAAAUUCAUCAAGAUGGAGUCAAUAAUGUGAAAACGUCGACUGAUCAUGUUCUCAUAGGACGUCAGCAUUAUCAACUUCACUGGCUGGCCGACAUCACGGAUACACUUCAUUCGCGUUUCUCCGACGACGCGAAACGCUUGCGGAAGCGAAAAUUUCAUCGAAGAUACUACCUCAAACCCCGAACGUCAUUCGUUCGUUCGUUCGUUCGUUCGUUCGUUCGUUCGUUCGUUCGUUCGUUCGUUCGCGAUGGACGCGCAUGUUUUUACUCAGUGGGCGCGGCGGUGUGUGCGUUUACGUGUGUUUAAGUUUCAAUGGAACUUCAUAGAUUUAUCGUGCCGACACGGAGAUGUAUAUAUUUGUGACAUAUGGAGUAUGUAUUUUUAUUACGUGUUUUGAGAAAUAAAAUCCUCUUUGCGAUA
This is a messenger RNA of Dinoponera quadriceps, 2294 nucleotides long. RefSeq lists its product as uncharacterized. NCBI's taxonomy places the organism in Eukaryota, Metazoa, Arthropoda, Insecta, Hymenoptera, Formicidae. The record is from RefSeq and is a predicted model, not a curated record. Bases 22 to 1905 code for a protein of 627 amino acids. The transcript has 11 exons.